AAUGUACGAUUUCGAUUGUUCAGAUGCAAAUGAGUGUCAAAAUCCCAAGACUUUUCGUGUGCGUGAACUAUCGAUUUUAAGAAAUAUCUCAGAUUCAUCAUAAGUAAUUACACUACCCUAUGUAGACAGAUCCCUUGUUCGUAUCAAUGGCGAACUGAUCCGAGGAAGCCUAGUACGAUUGAGGCUAAGUUACCAAGAAGGAAUCUUAGAUCUGGUGAUGAAGCGGCCUCUACGGUGGCUAAGAAUGCUCAUUGAAGAGUUUCACUGGAGCUUCUUCUUUGGCGUGAUUAUCGUCUAUGGCGUUAGCCAAGGGCUUGGUAAAGGCCUCAGCAAAGUCAGCACGCAGUACUACCUGAAAGACGAACAGAUUGUUCAACCCUCUCAAGCACAGGUUUAUGUUGGUUUGAUUCAGAUUCCUUGGAUCAUUAAACCCCUCUGGGGAUUGUUCACUGAUGUUGUCCCUCUUUUCGGCUACAGGAGGCGACCCUAUUUCAUACUCGCCGGUGUUCUUGCUAUGAUCUCCAUGCUGGUGUUAUGGCUGCACACCAAUCUGCAUCUUGCACUGGCUUUGUCCUGUCUUGUGGCAGCAAGUGCUGGAAUUGCUAUAGCUGAUGUAACCAUUGAUGCUUGUGUAACACAAUGUAGCAUAAGCCAUCCUACUCUUGCUGCGGAUAUGCAAAGUUUGUGUGGCCUGAGUUCCUCAAUUGGAUCCUUGCUUGGUUUCUCCCUUAGCGGCGUUUUGGUGCAUUUGUUUGGGUCCAAGCGUGUGUAUGGUUUACUCGGUUUGACUUCAGGAUUGGUUGUUGUGACUGGGAUGGUUCUGAAAGAAUCUCCUUCUCGCACUUUAGGUCUCAAGCAUGUGAAUGGGAGGCUUCUGGAUGCUGGAAGCGCAAUAUGGAAAACCUUUCAAUAUGGUCAGGUGUGGCGGCCAUGCUUGUUCAUGCUCUUGUCAGCUGCAGUGAGCUUGCAUAUUCACGAAGGCAUGUUCUAUUGGUACACAGAUGCAAAGGAUGGUCCUUCCUUUUCAAAGGAAGCAGUUGGAUCCAUUCUGUCGUUUGGUGCAAUUGGCUCUCUUGUCGGCAUACUUCUUUAUCAGAACUUUCUGAAGAACUUCCCUUUCCGGAGUGUUGUCUUAUGGGCACUUUCCCUAUCUUUCCUGUCAGGAUUUCUGGAUUUGAUCCUGGUGCUGCGCUUAAAUCUGAAGCUCGGUGUUCCUGAUUACUUCUUCAUUGUGGUUGACGAGUUUGUUUCACAUAUGAUCAGUAGAAUCAAGUGGCUACCGCUCCUUGUUCUCAGUUCCAAGCUCUGUCCUGCCGGUAUGGAAGGCACUUUCUUUGCUUUGCUCAUGUCGAUUGAACAUGUAGGACACCUGUUGUCUUCAUGGGGCGGAGGAGUAUUACUUCAUUCCUUGAAAGUUACACGUACUCGGUUUGAUAAUCUCUGGUUGGUUAUUGUGAUUAGGAGUUUACUGAGGGUAGUUCCUAUUGGAAUGGUCUUUUUGAUACCAAAUGUUGAUCCCAACGCAACCAUUCUUCCGGCUGAGAUGUUAAUGAACAGAAGAAGCGAAGCUGUGAUCGAAACCGAGAAGAUAGAGAUGACUGCUCUGAUAAGUAAUGAAGCUUAAGUUGAAUCAAUUAUGUUUCUCUGAGGUUUUCUCUCUGUUCAUUGUUUGUUCGUCUGGUUUAGAUAAUUUUCCUUCCUCGCAGAAGGUCAUCAAAUAUUUCUUUCUUACAAUUUCUCGUAAGCUACUGCUGCUGUAUUGAUACAGAUACACACACAUAUAUAUAUAAGAGUACUUGGAGAAAUUGGCUUUGCCUUGCCAAAAGAGA
Eutrema salsugineum is the source of this 1829-nucleotide messenger RNA. RefSeq names its product probable folate-biopterin transporter 3. The coding region runs from base 218 to 1624 and encodes 468 amino acids. Gene Ontology annotation, cellular component: membrane. The transcript has 5 exons. The record is from RefSeq and is a predicted model, not a curated record. NCBI's taxonomy places the organism in Eukaryota, Viridiplantae, Streptophyta, Magnoliopsida, Brassicales, Brassicaceae.